GUCUAAGUGGUGAGGAGUGGAACCGCUGUUGGGUUGUGCAUCUUUCACCAUGGUUGACACGUGUAGUGGCACGAGUACCACCCCCUAUACGCCCGAACAGGAAGCCAAGGCCGCCGCCGCCCUGAAGGAGACAAGAGAAAGGAAGGAGGCCAAGAAGAAGGCCUUGUUAGAAGAGCAGGCGCCCAAGUUGAGAAAGAUUGAGCAAGAGAUGGCUAGGGAGAAAGAGAGGCUAAAGAGGGAAGAAGAAGCGAAGUUAAAGGCGGUAGAAGAAGAGGAAGAGGAGGUGGAAGAAACGCCGCUGGAAAGGCGAAGGGCCGGAGGAAGAGGAGAAUCCAGUGGCAUGAAAGAGGACCUGAUGGAGAAGAAGAUUACAGAGUGGGUUGCUGGACUAUCCCUGGGAGAAGAUGAGGAGGCCCUAAUGUAUGUGCCCAGGGACGAACAGGAGGCAGCCGUAAAAGAAUGGGAGGCUGAAGAAGAUCCACUUAGGCGGCAGGUGUUGGAAGAUGAAAAAAGGAUGGAGUGGAAGUUUCGCCUGACAAGGGAGAGGAAAAGAAGGAUGGAGGCGGUGAGUCAGGCGGCGAUAGAAUUAGAAGAGAUAAAGAAGUAGAGGGAUCAGAUGGCGGUGCAAGUGGAUUUAUUGGGGAAGAUGGAGAUUAUGGCAAAGAAUAUAGAGCGCCUGACACGA
This is a messenger RNA of Chara braunii, 685 nucleotides long. Lineage: Eukaryota; Viridiplantae; Streptophyta; Charophyceae; Charales; Characeae. The record is from the annotation of a GenBank genome assembly.